UGUUUGUGAAAGUAGUUUAAAAAAUAUUUUAUCAUGUUAUAAUGUUAACUUAGUGAAUAACUGAAACAUACCCUAUAAUGGGAAACCAAUCUACAAGAGGGUUUGUUGUGAAAAGAGAAGAACAAUAUUGUAAAGGUUCCACUGGCCAACUAUUGAACAAUGCAAGAUUGGAAUGGCUUUCUGAACAAAAUAGGUUGAAUCUUCAUUCUGGCCUGUUGGAUAAAAGAAACCUUUUAAAUAAUGAAUGUUCUUCCAAGGGAAUUGAUACAUCCUCAUAUAUUGUUGCAAAAUCUAAAGAAAGUGAAUAUCACAUCAACACAAAUACAAUUUUCCCACCAAGAUAUCUUCACAAAAAGAGUAACAAGACUUUCAGACCACAGAAUUCAAGUGAAAUUCAAACAGUGGAGAACUUUAGUACUUUGAAAAAUUUUCAAAAGGAAACGGUUGAUGUUUUGCAAAUUCAAAGUCAAGAAAUGUUGGUGAAAAACAAUAUUUGCAAUCCAAGGAUAGAAAAAGAAGAUUCAUUGAAGGGAAAUAGUGUCACAAUUGAAAAUAUAAUUGUCGAAACCACCUCACGAUACUUGGAUCAACAGAGAAUUAAAGUUAGAAGUCAACUGAACGAUGAACAAGAAACAAAUCAUGUAGACGUCAAAGAGAAUGAAAAGUCUAACCUGUCGGAAAAACUCAGUUUUGAUGUGGAUCCUGGAACUUUACGUUUUGAUUCAAAAACAACUGACAAUGGUUCUGGGGUAGGAGAAGAACCAGGUUGGACCGUGAUGAAUGAUAUACCUCUCAAGAACAUCCGCAACUUCAGUAUCAUCGCUCACAUUGAUCACGGCAAGAGCACGCUGGCUGACCGACUACUGGAAAUGACCGGAGCCUUGACUGCUAAAGCAGAUAACAAGCAAGUCCUCGAUAAGCUGCAAGUUGAAAAGGAUCGAGGAAUAACAGUGAAAGCACAGACAGCUUCCCUGUUCUACAAAUAUAAAGGUGAAGAUUACUUGUUGAAUCUGAUCGACACUCCUGGCCACGUUGAUUUCUCAAAUGAAGUUGCAAGAUCUCUAGCAGCAUGUCAAGGUGUGAUUCUACUGGUGGAUGCCAACCAAGGUGUUCAAGCUCAGACUGUAGCUAACUUCUACCUUGCGUUUGGUCAAGACCUCACUGUGCUGCCUGUACUCAACAAGAUUGAUCUAAAGAAUGCCAAUAUAGAGAUGUGCAAAGAUCAACUGCUCAAUUUGUUCUCCAUUGAUCCAGAAGACGUUCUCAUGAUUUCAGCCAAGUCAGGAAUCUACAUUGACACGCUGUUAGAAGCCAUAAUUGAGCGGAUUUCUCCUCCCCCUGGAGAUCGCUCUGCGCCAAUGAGAGCUCUCAUCUUCGACACUUGGUACGACAAGUACCGCGGCGCUGUGGCCCUGGUGUAUGUACGUGAUGGAGAGAUUAAAGUCGGCGAUGAAAUUGUCUCAGCCCACACCAAACAGAAGUACAGUGUGAAAGGAACUGGACUUCUGAGACCACAUGAAGUUCCUACAGAUAAACUUGUAGGAGGCCAGGUGGGAUGGAUGUUCUGCAACAUGCGCACCGUGGCGGAGGCUCACAUAGGAGACACUAUACAUCACUCGUCUACCUCCGUGGAACCUCUGAUGGGCUUCACCCCCGCCAGACCCAUGGUCUUCGCCGGAGUCUACCCCAUGGACCAGUCGGAAUACCUUGAUAUGAGAAAUGCGAUAGAGAAAUUGGCACUCAACGAUCCUGCAGUGUCUCUAACCCAGGAGAGCAGUCCAGUCCUAGGUCAAGGAUGGAGGGUAGGCUUCCUGGGACUGUUGCAUCUGGAGGUGUUCAACCAGAGACUAGAGCAGGAGUAUGGAGCUGAGGCAGUCAUGACAGCACCUAGUGUACCUUACAAGGUAAAACUUGCAACCAACAAAGCUAUUGCAGAAUAUAGAGGUGAUGAAGUACUUAUUUCUGAUCCAUCAAAAAUCCCAGAACGUGAGGACAUUGACGAAAUCUCUGAACCUAUGGUUUUGGGAACCAUUAUUACUCCAAUCGAGUAUGUCGCCAAAAUUAUUCCUGAAUGCAUCGACAGAAGAGGCGUCCAGAAAGACUUAAAAACGAUCGACAAUAACCGAGUGAUGCUUCAGUUCGUCCUUCCGUUGAAUGAAAUCAUCGUCGACUUCCACGAUACUAUUAAGUCUAUGACAUCUGGUUACGCUAGUUUUGACUAUGAAGAUCAUGGCUAUAAGCCUGGAAAUUUGGUCAAACUUGAAAUUAGAGUGAACGGAAAACCCGUGGACUCUCUUUCAUCAGUGGUGCACAAGAGCAAAGUAGAGUCUAUGGGAAAGAGACUAUGUGAAAAAUUGGUGAAGCUUAUACCCAGACAAAUGGUGGAGGUGGCCAUUCAGGCAGCCGUUGGAGGAAAAAUCAUCGCAAGAGAAACCAUUAAAGCUUUUAAAAAAGAUGUCACUGCUAAGCUUUAUGGUGGAGAUAGAACAAGAAAAAUGAAGCUGUUACAGAAACAGGCAGAAGGAAAGAAAAGAAUGAAAUCAAUUGCAAAUGUUAACAUACCAAGAGACGCUUUCAUUGACUAUUUGAAACGAUAAAAAAAACAAUUGUGCAAAAAAUAAUUAAAACCAA
This is a messenger RNA of Macrosteles quadrilineatus (aster leafhopper), 2631 nucleotides long. RefSeq names its product translation factor GUF1 homolog, mitochondrial-like. Gene Ontology annotation, biological process: positive regulation of translation. Gene Ontology annotation, cellular component: mitochondrion. The coding region runs from base 78 to 2597 and encodes 839 amino acids. Lineage: Eukaryota; Metazoa; Arthropoda; Insecta; Hemiptera; Cicadellidae. Gene Ontology annotation, molecular function: GTPase activity; GTP binding; mitochondrial ribosome binding. The record is from RefSeq and is a predicted model, not a curated record. The transcript is spliced from 16 exons.